AUGGCAUCAUUCAUUGUUGAUUUUGACGAUUUGUAUGACCUAUCCAAUGACACCACUAAUGCCACACCCUACGUUCCGGAUCCAAAUACGUUUAUAUGUGAGAUAUCACCGUUGCAUCCAUCAGCAACUGUGGCCCUGUGUGUCAUCCUCAUAACCAUCUUUAUACUGGCAAUACCAGGAAACCUAUUAGUGGGAUGGGUAAUCAGUACCAGCCGGCAGUCCCUGACUCCGUCGGAUGUGUACCUGCUACAUCUGACAAUAGCAGAUGGUCUGAUGGCUCUUACCCUCCCAUUCUGGUCGACAGCACUGAUCCAAGGGUGGCUCUUUGGAGACUUCAUGUGCAAGCUCGUCAGCCUCAUCACUGAAGCAAACUUCUACACCAGCAUCCUCUUCCUGGCCUGCAUCAGCAUAGACAGGUAUCUUGUGAUUGUGCGUGCCAGUGACUCACCUAAGAGUCGCCAGAGGUUGUGCAGCUGGCUUCUCUGUGCAUCUGUCUGGGCCCUCGGUGUGGGCCUCGCCCUGCCUGCAUUUUUCAAUGAUGCUUUCAAGUUUGGUGACUCAGACAGGAUGAUUUGCGCUGAGCGCUUUGACAUUGGCAAGGCAUCCUCAUGGAGGAUUGCCACACGUGGGUUUCGGCACAUUUUUGGCUUCUUGCUCCCUGUGACUGUCAUGAUAACCUGCUACAGCAUCACCAUUGCAAGGCUGCUGCGCACUCGUGGUUUCCAGAAACACAGGGCCAUGCGAGUGAUCAUAGCCGUGGUGAUUGCGUUUCUGCUGUGCUGGACACCGUAUCAUAUAACCAUGAUAGUAGAUACGCUCCUGAGGGUUGGUCUGAUAUCGGACUGUGCUAUGAGGAGAUCAGUGGACGGGGCUUUGGUUAUAACCAACUCCCUGGCUCUAGUGCACAGCUGCAUCAACCCUGUCCUCUAUGCCUUUGUGGGACAGAAGUUCAGGAAAAACAUGCAGAUGCUUCUUCAGAGGAAAGUCAGACAGGAGAGGAUGUCAGAGAGGAUGACAAAGUUCAGCAGGUCCACAUCUCAGACUUCAGAGGGCAAUGGAGCUGUUCUCUGAGGCAUUGGUGGAUGCCCAGAAAG
This is a messenger RNA of Scomber japonicus (chub mackerel), 1094 nucleotides long. Its product is annotated as C-X-C chemokine receptor type 2-like. The record is from RefSeq and is a predicted model, not a curated record. NCBI's taxonomy places the organism in Eukaryota, Metazoa, Chordata, Actinopteri, Scombriformes, Scombridae. Gene Ontology annotation, molecular function: C-X-C chemokine receptor activity. The coding region runs from base 1 to 1071 and encodes 356 amino acids. Gene Ontology annotation, cellular component: membrane. Gene Ontology annotation, biological process: G protein-coupled receptor signaling pathway; immune response; neutrophil chemotaxis. The transcript has a single exon.